Myxocyprinus asiaticus (Chinese sucker) is the source of this 12198-nucleotide messenger RNA. RefSeq names its product protein Niban 2-like. The record is from RefSeq and is a predicted model, not a curated record. Lineage: Eukaryota; Metazoa; Chordata; Actinopteri; Cypriniformes; Catostomidae. The transcript is spliced from 14 exons. Bases 7667 to 10231 code for a protein of 854 amino acids.
UGACUUACUAGAAGCACGACGUGAUAGAUAAUAAUCAGUGUUGUUAUGUGAUGAAUUAUGAUGUUGCGAAAGAAUAGGGUUGCAAUGCAAACGGUUAUAGACCGCUGUUGUUUUCAGCCGUUAUCGUGCUGGAGAACGGCGUGAAAUGUUUUGAAUGGCACCCCAAAAGGAAAAAGGUGUGGGAUAAUAAACUUUGUGCUGUUCUCUCAUUGGAGUAAACUUUGUAGCGACGUGGCGCAGUAUUUCCUGUUAUUGCUUUCUGGGACUGCAUUUGGAAUGGACGCUGCAUAAAUAAUCACUUUAUGAACAUUGGCAUACAUAUAUUUGCUCAAAGUGUGCCAGUUAAAACGGAGGAAGAGUAAAAUAAUGUAAUGCUUGAAGAUCUACAAGAUGAAUGUGUGAUCCUGACCUCCACAAACCAACUAUUGGUGGUUGAGGUUAAAUGGGUUUGUUGGACCAAUGUGGCCUGCACUUCAGAGCUGAGGUCAGGUAUGGUGUGGAUAGUUGGUAAUGAGUUUCAGAAAAUGCCUGUAUAAUUGACAUUCACUGUGGUUUACUGGGAGAAGAUUACCCACCAAGGACAGUUUGGUAAAAAUAUUCAUAGUUGAUGAAAUUCCAUUUGGGAGUGAGAAAACAACUUCCUAGCUUUCAUCCAUUUGCACAUUUGAAGAGAAAAAGCAUAUCAGAUAUGGAAUCUCAGGAACGCAUGGAGAAUCCAACCGCAGUAAGGAGGCUGUCUGGACCAUAUGUCAUACUCUAACAUUUGGAUAACAUUUGAAUGGCUUUCAGGAGGUGAUGCAUGCUCACUAUGUGAGCAGAUUUGUGCUCUGUAGCACAAUAAUCAGGCACAGUAUGUCAGGUGAUUCAUACAGGGUAUGACUGAUUAAAUGCGAAGUGCCCUAAGUUUAUCAGAUUCUUAUAAUAAUGUGAAGACACAUUCACUUUGUUUAGACAGUAUGAUAUGCCUAGAGUAAACUGUUAUCUGUUGGCACUUGGACUUUUGGACCACAUCUUGUGGUUUAAGAGCAUGGUUCAACUUCGGAGACAGAGGGAGUCCCCCAAUCUGAAAAGUGUCCAGAACAUAACAUCAAACCCCCUCUAUCUUAGUGUAGUCUACAAAAUGAAUGAGGUAAUCAUCUCAAAAUAGAGGGUGGGGAAUAGAAUGACCUCAACACUUCCUGUCACAGAACUGAACAAGCUGCUUAUCUUUGAUUUUAUAUUAGUUGGCACAGCUUAAGGUGUUGCAAGCUGGGCUUUAUGGAUGAUUGUAUUAAAGGGAUAGUUCACUAAAAAAAUGAAAAUUCUCUCAUUUACUCACAUUUAUGCCCUCCCAGAUGUUUAUGUUUUUUUUUUCUUCUGCUGAACACAAACAGGUUUUUAGGAGAAUAUCUCAGCUUGUUAGGUUAAUACAACUUUGAAGGCCCAAAAAGUAUAUAAAGGCAGCAUAAAAGUAAUCCAUAAGACUCCAGUGGUUAAAUCAAUAUUUUCAGAAGCAAUAUGAUAGGUGUGGGUGAGGAAACAGAUAAAUAUUUAAUUUGGAGAUUUAUAGUAAAAAUGGACUUAAAUAUUGAUCUGUUUAUCACCCAUGACCUUUAAAAGGUCCUUCAAAGUUCUGGCCACCAUUCACUUGCAUUGUAUGGACCUUCAGAGCUGAGAUAUUCUUCCAAAAAUCUUCGUUUGUGUUAAGCAGAAGAAAGUAAGUCAUAGACAUCUGGAAUGGCAUGAGGGUGAGUAAAUGAUGAGAGAACUUUCAUUUUUGGGUGAACUAUAUCUUUAAUGCUUAAUAAAGCAUGUUUUUGCUUACACAUGAACUUGUAUUUAGAGUCAUUUGGUGAUGUAAAUGACAUCCCCACACCACUGUUUUAAAUAGCUGGGAGAAGAGGGGGUUCAUACAGGAAAUACUUAAGUGGAAUGUUUGCCCUGUGGGGGGUGUUUCUGGGGAAAUUAUUGAAUACUUGUAAACAGGCCAUGGAACACUAAUAGAGCUUUAUAGUGAGGCCUUGUGUUACUUGGGUGAACUUAACCCAUCCCACUUUAACUUCUUUGUGUGUGAGUGUGUGUGUGUGUGUGUGUGUGUGUGUGUGUCUUCACAUAUUGCAAAUGCUAACUCAUCCACUUCACAAAUGAACAAUUCUUAGUCAUCCACAGAACUGACUGGAAUUUUGACCAAAAUGGAAGUGCCUGUAGAGUUAGUGUGCAGAAAUCAUCUAGCCUAGUUGGAGUGCCAAUGUCUCUGUGAAGCACAGAUUUAUGACUCUUUUGAGAAGGAAUUAAGGAGUAUGCUGAAGACAUGUGAUUCAGCCAGUUAAGUAAGGUUUUAUGGGAUACAGUAUGUGGCUCCAUUCAUAGGCCAGUGAAUGUAUAAAUGGGAAUUUUCCAUGAUGAAUGUGGGACUUGCUCAGUGUUGGACUCAGCACCAUUGAGGCUCUCAGGACAAUUAAAACAAAUUGAGAGCACAGCAUGUUCAUAAAUCACAUCAAGACAUGCUUCACUUAACAGCAGACCAUCAAAUAACAUGGGUUAGAGUUUGAUCAGAGUUUGAUUUGGUUUAGCCUUCAUCCUGUCAAAGUGUCUUGUGCAAUGAAAUUAAGUUUUCUUUUGUAGAAGAAAGGAACUGUUACUGACUCUCUCUGUUUCCUACAACAAGGCAUGUAACAAUUGCAGAAUGUCUGCGUGUCAGACUUAUAUCAGCUAUACUUAAUCCCUGCCAGUUUUCCCAUUAAUUCAAGACUGCAAAAAGCUAACUUCCUAACCAGUUACAUAUAAUCAUCAAACAAAAUCUUCUAUCUAAACUGUUUUUGUUAGAAAGUGCUAAUAGAAUGUUUUACAGGCUAAAUGAGGAGGACAUCAUCAAAAUAAUUGACAAUGGACCAUUGAAUUAUUGGAAAUAUGCACACCCGAGGUGGUAAUGUGGCCAUGACUCAAAGUGAAGUGAACAAUAAAGUGCCAAUAUUCAACAGUCAUGAGUCAACUAUUUCACAGUUACCAUGUGUCCAUGAUCUUAUCCUUGUGGUUUUCAUUCCUACAAAGCUCUUCCUUAUGAUAAUGAAGUAUAUUGGUUAGACACACCCCAAGCCAAUAUUACUUGUAUAAAGUAUUUGUGAAAGAACUUCGGCUUUGUGAACUCAAACCUCUCAAAUAAAUGUCUGCUGUUGCACCCUUUCACCCUUCUAAAUCCUUAUAUAAACACUGCAUAAAUGUAUAAAAUCAUUCCAAACAUCAUAUAGCAUACAGGGAUGGGCAAAAGCGAGUAUGGAGUAAAGCGAUGAUCGAUAAUGAUCAUGCGUGACGUGACUUUUCAUUCGAAAUUCAGUGCUAACUAUACACAAACUUGUCAAAGAGGGGCUUAUUUGUAAUUUUUAGAUUGAGUUGUCAUGAUUUUCGGCGGUACUUUGCGGUCUGAAUCACAGCAACAAGCUCUAUCACAGCGAACUCUGACUUUUUGUCCAGGGCAGAAACAGCACUCAGUAGAGCUGUUCUGGUUGUAGUCCAAAAAACUGGAAGAGAAUUCGCUAUGGGAAAAUCCAGAGGGAACACAUGAGUUUUUAUAAUGGGGUUUUUAAACUUAUGAGUAAAAUAAGGUCUGUUAUCAACAUUACUUUUCUACAACAUAAAUUACACCCUUUCAUACCUCAAAUGUGAAUUUUGAAGACGUAUUGAAUUGCAUACUAUUUUUAAAACGCAUGGCAGCUUCAAAAUUCACAUUUGAGUUAUGAAAGUGUGGACUUUGCUGUCUCUGGAGCACAUACAUUAGGAAGCCUUCUGGACUUGCGCGUGCUGUCUCUGGAGCAAGCGACACUCGCAUGAAACAGAUGAGAUGAGAAGCAUAUUUAGUGCUCAUGAAGCGCCGAAAGCUAGUUGAGUGUCAUUGAAUUUUAUUGAAAUAUUAAAUGCCGGAAAAACCCUGUCCAUGUCUCUUCAGUUCUCUCAGUCUCACGUGAAGCCCUGCCCACUGAUACGCACACAGAUAUUUGCAUAUCACGAUAUACAGGGUACAGCAAAAUCUCUAUCGAGUGACACUUUUCAUUGUCGCCACGAUAUAUAUUGUCAUAUCGCCCAGCCUUAUUUUGCACUACAUACAUUUUUGUCUGAUAAAAUGUUCUCUAGAAUGAGAAUGUACCACCUGAAACUGCUAGCAAGUAGCAAAUGUUUCAUGGAUGUUUAGCAGGGGUUAAAAUGGGGCGGAACAGUUUGAAAUGGUGUUCCGGCACCUCGGCGCAGCGUUCCAGGACCUCUGAUUCAAAAAAGAAAAGAAAUAGUCUGUGUUGUGUCGGAACCUGUUCUGCUAUAUUCAAAAACUGUGGCACAGUUUUAAGCGGAUGCACUCCGCCCUGCUCCACUGCCUGCUUCAAGCAGUUUUGCUAAAGCUUAUUGGCUAUUAAAAAAAAAACCGACAAGUCCUGUGAUAUGUCCUGCACAAACUUUGUUUCAAUAAGAAAAAUGUCAACACAGGAAAGAAAACGGCUUGUCAAGCGAUUUCAUGUGGUCUUUACAUUUUCAUCAAAACAGUUCUGUUUGUCUUGCUAGUGUUGAAAUAAGUUACUGCGAAAAUCUUCAUUAGUUGGAUUUGAGAUAAGACUUUUGGAUUGUGAAAUCUUGUGUGAGUGUGUAUGGAAUGAUUUGUUAUGGGAGAACAACACUGUGGGAUCUGCCUCAGGAUGUUUGUCUAAGACUGAUGCUUAGUAAGUGUGCAAACAAUGAUGCAGUUACAGCUGCCCAGCCUAGUUCCCACCAUCAUUGCCUCUACAGAAAGACUUGAUACAAAACCUGAUACAAAGGUGUGAUUCAAAAUAGGCAUCUUAAAGGUUAAAUGUUUCAAUGUUAAAAUACUUUUCUCCUAUCCCAGGUUUGUAUGCAGAGACAACUAUAAGCAAGCCAUUCGUAGGUCGUUGUUUGUGUGUCCCGACCUGUUCGUCACAGCAACACCUAGCACGUUUACAUGCACACCAAUAUGCUGAUUACUCCCAAAUAUCAGCUUAUUUUAAAAAUCUGACGAAGCAAGAAAACCGUAUUUAAAUGAUAUUUGAAAUAAUCGCGUUAUUAUCUGCUUUUGACAUCAAACCGUGAAGAGACAUGCACUCAACAUGUGCGCACAUUGGAUAAGCUGGUGAGAACACUGGUAAAGUUGUUUACGUGCCACGUGAAAUCGGUGCAAUGGGCAAAAAUCUACCUGUGUCGACCGGUUUGUUCUUAAAGGAAUGCCGUUUAUUGCGUUUACAGGACCACAUGCAUUGGCUUAUUAGGCAUAAUCGGUGUAAGAACGUGCACUGACUCACUGACUCAGCCAAUGCUGUGAGUUUGGGGCGGGACUGUCUGUUUUUUCUAACCAAUAGCAGACGGGAGUGUUUGGAAAACCUGUUUGAGAAGUCAUUACUUUUACAAUUUCAUUUGGUGACGCUAGAGGCACAAAAAUUGCAUAGUUCGCCUUUAGGUUUUAUAUAUAAAUUGUAUUUUAAAUGUAUUUUACCAAGUGACAAGCCCUGUAGUGACAAACUAGCAGUUUGACUUGGACUGAACUGGUGAACGUUGCUUAUUUGUUUCUUACAUUAUUGUGAUGUACAGUAAGAUAGGCACACAUUGCCCAUCACCCCAGUAAAACACUUUUUAAAACAAUGCAGAUGGUCAGAGUGAACCUCAGCCUCAGGGGCACCUGCAGGAUUUAAUCUGAGGGUACGCACAGAAAUGUGCCUGAUAAACCUUAUAUCUGGGGGGUCCGGGGUUAUGCUCCCCUGUGAGAUUUUUUGUGUGCAAAAAACAACACCAAAGCGUUCAGUUCUGGUGACUUUGAGAUAAGCAUUCGUUUUAUUGAGUAUGAGUAGCAUUCAUGUAACUAUUAGCGAAAGCAUUUCUUCCAGUAACCGUUCAGACAGAUGCGUUUUCGUGCUAAAAAAGCAAAACGCACCACAACGCACAGACGCGUUUUUCAGACGCGUUUUUAUCAGUUGAAGUUUAACUUGACACAGCAUCUAAAAAUGCAGCGCUCCCAUGAGAGAUACUAAAAACACAGUGAAGCUUGAAGCAGUUGUCAAAAGACAUCUAUCUAGCGAAUGUUUAUGUGGAAAACAAUUGAAAAUCAGCGUGAGCGGAUGCAAAAACACGUUCAGUUUGAACAGCCUCUUGUUCACAUGACACAGCACUAGCUGAAGUUUCUCAAAGUUACCUCUCAAAAAGUCAGCCUUUUGUUUCAGUUGACUGUAGGUAAAUUUACACUGUAUACAGCGCUGUAUUCGUAAAUAUCCUGAUACUGUUUUACUAUGUGUGAAACCGCUCCAAAUGAUUCAGUGAGAGAGCGCUCUGAACGAAUUGUACUGAAUCACGAAUCGAUUCAAAGAGUUUUGCAAGCCCGUUUUGGCCAAUUCACUGAAAAGAACCGACUCAAAAGAAUUAUUCAUUUGCAAAUUGGGCAUUGCUAUUUCUUUUAAGCAGCCAACAGAAAUUCGGGACACAUUUCAUGAUUGAUGAAAUAUUAUAAGAGUAAAUAUUUCUCAGGUCAGUUGGAGCACUCAUGGUAUGCAUGGUGCGUACGGCCGUACAGCUACGAGCACCACUGCUCAGCCUCCCUGUCUCCUUUUUCACAUUCCCCUCUUAAGCUCUGCCUGCACAAUUUGUAUAAUGGCUUUAACAGUUCAUUUAAUUACAUAUUCUGGCUUUAUGGAACAAUUAUGAUGGAUUGCUUAUGAUUUCCCCCAACCAACUCUCAGAGCUCCAAAAACUUUUCUUAACUGCAGUGUAGGCCAUACUAAAAUUCAGACAGGGAACAUUAGGGUGUUCCUGUGCGCACAUGAGAUUGGCAGACUAAAUUAUGUAAAUGCUAAACAUGAGGUCUGUUUAUAAUUUGCUCUUAUGGGAACUUUGAUGUUAAUGGUCCUGUUGAACAUGAGCAUUUAGCUAUAUGGAUCUGAUUUGUUGGACUCGCUGCCUACUCAUGAGAAUGAAAAGCAAUUUCUAUGAUUAAUGACAAUCAUAUACGGUUGUUAAUGUGCAGGUGAUCUCACUGACCUAUCUGUAAUCAUACAAAGUCAAUUAGGCCUAGGUAACUUAGUUUCACUGUGAUGAAGAGGAGGGCGGGGCCGGGCCGUGACUACGCACGCCCGGCCCCCAGUUGGGCUAAUCAGCCGAGGAGAGGGAUAAAUGCGGCAGUACGGGAGUGAGAGAGCCACAUGCAGCUGCAGUGUGUGCAUUUGUGUUUAUGUUUUGUCUUUAUCUUUUAAUUUCUCAUUAAACAUUAUUUUGAUGGUUCAUCCGGUUCCCACCUCCUCCUUUCCCAACCUUAACCUUGUUACAUUGGUGCCGAAACCCGGGAAGGAGGAGGGAUGUGCUGUCGUGGUGUCCUCGCCACUGCCAUCCACCCAAAGGAGCAGCCGCGGCCAUCCAUGGGGGGACGGAGGAGUUGCUGCUGACUGCCUGGACGCAGAGGAAUGGACGCUGUCCACGAGGGGAGGAGGGGCUCGCUGCCGGCCGCCUGGAGCGGUGGAGCCGCUGCCAGGGGCGGAGGAAUUCUCUACUGGCUGCCAAAAUGCGGAGGGGCAUUCCAUCCGCUAGGGGUCGGAGGACUGGCUCCGGUCCGCCCGGGGAGGAGCGGCUGUCGUCCACCAGAGGGUGAAGGAGUGAUCGAGGACCAGGCAAUGGCGUGUCUGGGAAAACGGCAACACGGACAGGGGAGCUGAUGGGAGAGUUUGGUCGACUAUAUGAAAAGCAGUAUGCAGUUGCUCUCUUUAACAAGAUGCGCUAUGACAUGGAGGGUGGGGGAGGCCCUCAACCCCAGCUCCUGCACAGGAAGGUGCCUCUUAAUAAUAAGUCCAUCUUCUCAGGGGCUUUGUUCCAGUAUCUAGAAGAAAAUAAAAAAUGGAGGAAUGGUUUCCUCUUUAUACCUGACUCCUUCAACAUCAACUAUUAUGAAAACAAACAGGCCCAUGACAGAGGCCUGCAUCCUAAAGGCACUAUUAAUUGUGCUGGCUACAGGGUCCUGACUUCUAUGGAGGAAUAUCUCGAGCUCCUUAACACCAGCCUCCCAGGUGUAAAAGCUAAAGUUGGCACUUCUCCAUUCCUAAAAUGUGCGACACAGUUUCCCCUCAUCCUCUGGCACCCUUAUGCACGUCACUACGUUUUCUGUGUGGUGACCGAGAAGGAGCAGCAGAAAUGGAAUGCUGUCUUUCAGGAUUGUGUCCGGCACUCCAACAACGGAUUAUCUGAAGAAUGUAAGGUUCAGACCCCGGCGUUCACAGACACAGUGCGACUCUAUCGACAGGCUCAUGGACACUAUGGAACCUGGGAUAUGAUGUGUGGGAUGCCCCAACAGAUCCUUGCCAAUCUAGUGAUGGAGACCCUCCUCCCUGAGCUGAAAGACCUCAUCACCCCCAAACUGAAGGGCAAAAUGCAUGAGAGACAGAGGAAUUGGAUGCUGAUAUCAGAUGCAGUGUAUGGGCUGGUUCAGAGCCAGACUCAAGCGCAGUAUGAAGCAAUAGUGCAGAGCUGUGAAGCAGGUAGCCCCCCACUGGAAAACACUAUCCGCACAGACAUGGACCAGAUCAUCUCUUCCAAAGAACAUGUGACCAGCAAAAUCAGAGCUCUUGUUCUGCCCAAAGCAGACAAGCUUCUGAAGGUGAGUAUCCAACCGUAUAUCAGCUCUAUCCUGGAAGCUUUGAUGGAACCCACCAGCAGAGGUUUCUUUGAGGUGCGAGACUUGUUCUUCAGGGAGUUGGUGGAUAUGAGCAAGAACCUUCUCAAUGAUGGCAACAAGGAAAAACUUGGAGAACACAUGGAGAAGAUCUCUAUGCUAGCCUUCCAUCCUGUGAAGAUGCAGAGCUGCUAUGAGAGGGUGGAGACACUGAGUUUAGAGGGACUGCAGCAGCGGUUUGACGUUUCCAGCCCCUCCGUGUUUGUCCAGAGAGCCCAAAUCUUAAUUAGAGAGCAAAUGGAUGAUGCAGUGUACACAUUUGAGCAGCUCCUGCACCAGAGUCUGGAGGGCCAAGAAGGAGAAGACCUCUGCAAAACCAUCCAGCGCUGCCAGGAUCGUGUCAUCAAGAAAUUUGACUACGAUAGCAGCACUGUUCGUAAGAAGUUUUUCAGAGAGGCUCUUCUCCAGAUAUUCAUCCCCUACAUGCUGAAACAGCUCUCUCCAUCAUGCUCUGCUGAACUCCCUCAUUUCCAGGAGCUGAUCUUUGAGGAUUUCUCUCGUUUCAUUCUGGUGGAGAACAUCUUUGAGGAAGUGGUGUUGCACACAGUUAUGAAAGACAUAAUGAUGGCUGUGAAGGAAGCAGCUGUCCAGCGGAGACACAACCUGUACCGAGACAGCAUCGUUCUUAACAACAGUGACCCAAAUCUUCUCCUGCUGGGGGAGAACCCUCCUAUUGACUGGGCUGGGGGGUAUGGAGGAGGCCGAGAGGAGGUGGAUGGAGAGGAUGAAGGACAAGUGGGAGACACAGAAGCUCAUAAGAGACACAGGAUGAAGCAAGUGGUCUCCAUGAUCCAGCUGGAAGGCACUGCCCAUGUGCUGCCCAAUGAAUCGACCUUAGAAGUGGCUGCCGUGGAUGACUAUCCUGAAGAUGAGGCAGAGAGACGCUCGGACACCACAUCAACCCAGGAGUCGGAGAUGAAAGUUCCCAAUGGAACUAAAAAGGAUGUGAAUAGAAAUGAGUUUGAGGAGAAACCACCUGCUUUAACAAAUAGAACAGCACUACAAGAGGAAGAAACUCCAGCGGAAAAGCCACUACAGGAAACAGGAAACAAGUCAGCCAUGGAGAGUGCCAUACAGGAAAUAGAUAAUACAGAAGAGGAAGAGGAACGUGAGCUGGGUGGAUUGGUCAGGAUGCAGAAAGCUGCAGAGUCAUCAUUGUUAAAAGAGGACAUUGCAAAUAAAGAGGUAGAAUUUACCCCAAACUAUGAAUAUGAGACACAACUAAACCAAGUGGAAAUGCCUGCAUUGGUCACAAACAGAGAUACACCUUCAGGCACAAAAGAAAAGCCUUUAGAUUCCCCAUCAAGGGAAGUAGAGGCAGUGACACCAUCAGACCAACAGGAGAAAAGUCACAUUUCAGAGAGCAAUCAAGAUUCACACUCGGAGCAAAGCACUGACUCCAUAUCUCCGUCACAGCAAGACAACAGCGGAUUUCAGUCUCCCACUAAUGAAGCAGCAGUGGAGGAGCUUCAGACGGCAAAGGAGGAGUGUAAUGGCUUUGAAACAGGAGAGGACACUGGAAAGGGAGAAUGUGCGCACAUGGAUCACCAGUGAAACUUACUAGGGUCUCUUAAUUCUGUUCAUUUAUUGUGUAUGUGUGUUUGUGCCUGUAAACAGUGAGUAAAUAUAUAACCCACUGCUCUAAGAAAGACUUGGUAACAGGAGUUUUUGGUGGCGUUUUUAUAUGUAAACGCGCUUGUCUUACUACUAUGAUUGUAUAGACUUUUGUGAAUUUUGUCUUAACAAUGUUCCAAUCAUUUGCGCAAUCUUUUUGUCACAUAUUUAACUUUUCUGCACUUAAUUAUUGUCACUCUUAGAGUUAGAGCUGGGCUCAAUGAUAAUCAUAUUGUAUCCUAGGUCAAAAUGUCAUUCCAUUAACAAAUAUGAUAUCAACCAGUACUUUUCCGUUUUUGUGUGUCUAGCUACCUAGAAGCAGGAUGCUUUGAAACAAUGGAAACCAGCCAUGUUAUACCUCAUGUUGAUAGCAUAUGGUGCCUUGCAUUUUGCCUCUAAUGCUUAACGCUAGUGGUAUCUGCCUUGUCUGCAUUCAAAUUGAAGAUACUGAAUUUUAUUAUGAUUCUGGGUUUGUUACAUUGAUUUACUCUGGUUCUUUCUUGGGCUGGAAUGCCAAGUUUUUAACCCUGUUUAGCCAUUUUUGGUUUGCUUGCAUUGGUCCGUUAAUUUCUUAAGAAACACUGCUGUCAUUUGUUCUAUUUACAGAAGUGGCUGCAUCGAUUUUCCUUCAGCAUUUCAAACCAGUACAAUUCACACCAACUGUCUACAAGCCAUUCUCCAUAUGGUGCUUUGCAUAUUACCAUACUGCUAUUACUAUUUCUCCUAUAGACCAACAUGGCAGAAGUAGUACAAGUAGUAUGGGUAGAAUGCAGUUCCGAACUCUGCUUUAAUGAAUGCUAGGCCCCAGAAUCUAGCCCUAUUAUUUAUGAAAUGAAAACAAGUAUGACUGAUACAAAUAGACAAUGACGGUAAUUUUCAACUUUUUCUAGCGCAACUUAUGGAUUGGCCCUUAUGGUGAUAUUGAUGUUGGUGGGGAACUAAUAACAUCCUGACGUAAUGACGACAUUGUUGUGCGUAGCCAUUGCUCGCUCAAAUCUCGAACUCAGUGAUCGUCUCCACUCAGCGCACGCACUGAGAGCAGCAUCAGCACCGGGCAGAGGAUGCGCAUCGCUGAAUGAUCCUGCCGCAACAUAAACUCAUCUUACUGCGUGUACCUGAGUGUAAUUGCAAAUAGAUUACUGUCAAAGGUUAUCCAGUGGGACGGGGGAAUGAUAAACCCCGGAUUCCCCGGACCGUUGUACUGUUCGUCAGGAUGCGAUCACUGAGUCGGGCCUCGCUCUUCACCGAGGUUUUCUUCAUCACAACAGUCGCCCUCAGCGCUGCAAUGGCAGGUAAGAGUAUUGGAUUUUAGUAGUUUAAUUGAUGGAGAUAAUAUAACGGAGACGCAUGAUUUCAGUAGAACACCUUGGCUGUGAUGCCAGGCAUGUUAUUAGGUUAAAUAAACUAUAUCAAUGCAUAUCACCGUAGCGCAAAACAGGUUGUGUAACAAUAGGAUUAGGAUAUAUUCAAUAUUCGUUUCGCUGUCCACAUGUGCGCUGCAAACCCAUUCUAAAAGUCAUAAUUAGCCCAUUCAAGUAUUCUGAUGAUUUUAAAUACAUGUAAUUUGUAUUAUAUAGCCUAAGCUACUACUCAGUUUACUCAAUGAAUACAUUAAUUUUAUAACGCAUAGAAAACUAAUAUUGGCAUUAUGAUCAUACUGUAUUGCCAGAUGGGAACUUUUUUUUUUUUUUUCUCUCCAUUAACUCUUAUGGAGUUUUAGCAUUUUUUAAAGCAUGAGAAUUUUUCAAUCACGUUUUUAAUUAAAACUGCUCAAUGAGGACAACUUUAAGACAUUACAGACAUAAUGCAGCAUUAUUUUCUGUUAGAGCAUAAUUUUCUGUAAAACAGCUUUGAAACAAUGUGUGUUGUGAAAAGCUCUAUACAAAUAAAAAUGACUUGACUACUAA